Molecule: messenger RNA, 792 nt
Organism: Phialemonium atrogriseum
Lineage: Eukaryota; Fungi; Ascomycota; Sordariomycetes; Cephalothecales; Cephalothecaceae
Product: ribosome assembly factor mrt4
Exons: 2
Coding region: 1-792 (263 amino acids)
Biological process (GO): ribosomal large subunit biogenesis; nuclear-transcribed mRNA catabolic process; rRNA processing
Cellular component (GO): nucleolus; preribosome, large subunit precursor
Molecular function (GO): RNA binding
Source: RefSeq, a predicted model, not a curated record
AUGCCCAAGUCAAAAAGAGCAAAGGUGUUUCACCUCACCCAAGUGACGAAGAAGACACGGGAGCAGAAGGAGAAGCUCUUCGAGAACAUCCGAGAAUGCAUCCCCAAAUACGAGCGCUGCUUCGUCUUCAGUGUCGAUAACAUGCGCAACAACUACCUGAAGGAGGUGCGACACGAACUGAGUGACUGCCGCAUCUUCUUCGGCAAGACCAAACUCACCGCCCGCGCCCUGGGCACAACCCCCGACAACGCCCAAGCCGACGGCAUCAACCGGCUGACCCGGCACCUCUCCGGCUCGGUGGGGCUCAUCUUCACCGACCGCGCCCCGGGCUCCAUAGUGACCUACUUCGGCUCCCUCUCGCCCGUCGACUUCGCCCGCGCCGGCGCCACCGCCCCGCGCACCUUCGUCAUCCCCGCGGGGGUCGUCUACAGCACGGGCGGCGCCGUGCCCGCCGACGACGACGUCCCCGUCUCGCACUCGCUCGAGCCCGAGCUGCGCCGCCUCGGCAUGCCCACCCGCCUCGUGCGCGGGCGCGUCAUCCUGGGCUCCGAAGACCCGGACGCAGAGGGGGACCUGCAGAGGGACGGCUACACCGUCUGCCGCGAGGGCCAGGUCCUGGACUCGAGGCAGACGAGGCUGCUGAAGCUGUUUGGCGUGUGCAUGAGCGAGUUCCACGUCCGGCUGCUGGCGUACUGGACCGCCUCGACGGGCGAGGUGACGGAGCUGGAUGUCGGCGGCGAUGGCAUGGAAGGGGUGGAGAAUGUGGACGAGGAUGAGGCGAGCGAUGAGUGA